AUGUUGACGCAGGUUUACGCCGGUUUAAUCCGGAACGUUUCCUGGAUGGCCGACAGUAAAAUGUUUGAACUGCUCUCUCCAACCUGCCCGGCCGUUGCGGAGGCCUUUGUCGAUGCUUAUAAAAAAGCCAUCGUUCAAAAUAUGUCAAACAAAGAAGCGCGGGAUCGUGAAAUGGCCGCCGUUUCGGCUACGCUUUCUGCCCUCUGGAAUCUCGCCUCACAUUCGACGGACAACAAAAAGGCAAUCUGCAAAACGGAAUUCUGCCUCACCUACCUCGUAGAACUGCUGACGCCCAACGCCAAGGCUACGUUGAUUGUUGAGAGUGCGACCGGAGUUUUGAAAUACGCGACACAGUACGUGUCCAGCGCGCCGUGUCACGCACAAAUUCGGGCAAGCCUAUUACCCCCAUUGUUACCGAUGCUCAACUCUUCCUCAUUUACGAUCAUCUCGAACACGGUGUCGGCCAUUGACAACCUGAUCGUACACGACCCGAAUUUACAGAAUUAUCUGCGUGAACAAACGUACCCGCAGCUGAAUACGCUACGCAAUUCACAACGUGACGAUAUUCGAGCGUUGGUCAAGCGAGUGCUCAACCAUCUCAACAAUGCGGCCAUGUAUACGUCUCAUCAAUACAAUUCAAUGAUGUCGGCAUCAAUGGGCGGUGAUAUGCUGCAUUCGGCUUCUCCUCGUUAUAUGGAUAAUCGUUUGUUGACUUUGCGUGCCUCUCGGGCAUCUCCAGGCGCUCCUGCCCUUCCCCAACAAACAAUGUCCAUCUACAAUCGCUCUAGCUCAUUGCCGAGGCAUUUCUCAAAUGGAAUUACUCCGCAUAAUGGAAAUCCUGCUAUGGUUAAUAGUCAAUUCCAAAAGUCACCCGAUCACGUGUCCCAACGCUCCUAUUUACAGUCGAAUGAGACGAGCCAGGAAAGCGGAGUCGUAGGCGACGACGGCAGUCAGCUGGACGGAGAGUUACACGAAAUCGAACCAACGGAAAGUCUGCGCGUCUCCCCCUCGACGUCGACACAAUCCCUUGGUUCAUUGAUGCCAGAAGUGAAUACCUCCGGCUGGGAAAGUGUCGUCGACACGGCCGACAAUAGUGCCCGUCUAUCCCCAGUAUCCCCAUCCGAUCUACCGGAUUCCCCGACCGCUUACUCCAACCCUAAUUUCAUGAUGCAGCAGGUUGGCUUCAUGUCACUCGAUCAUGCUGCAAAUGGCCCACGGCUGAAUCCGCAGCCGAUGGCCGCCCUCCAGAUCAGCACCACGACCCCGCGACGCCCGAAUUUGCAUUCGAGACAAACUACGGCUAGCAGCGACGCAACGUCAAUUCCGAGUGAUGAACCCACACCCACAUAUCCGUUGAGGCCGAGCCGACGUGAGAGCCACAGUGAUGACGACGUUCUCCCCGGACCAAUCGACGAAAACGACUACGCGUCACUUCCGAUCGACCAUACCUUGUUGGACAAAUCAAUCGCGGCAGCCCUACCACCAAAAAAGCCAGAUGUCGAUCGGAAAGGGGCCCUCCUCCUCAGCGAAGCCAUCGAGUCUGCCAUGCCGCCACCGCGCUUCCCCCUUAUCAAUAAAUCCCUAAUGUGCAACCAUAUGGGUGAACUGGUGCGAGACGCAGCACGCCUUGACGAGUCCUUUGAACAUCCCGAUUCGGAGGACGAGCCCACCGACUACAGCGAAUCCUCUUCCGAGGCAGAGCCCAUCACCGAGGUCAACGCCGAUCUGCCGAGCGAUGUCCUCGAGGAGCUCGAAAAGGAGAAGGAGCUGCUGGAGCGAGCACGAGAAAAAGCGAGCAACACCCAGAAUCGAACGUCGCGCCUCCGACCUCCGAUCGCAAGAAAGCCGACAAAUGUACAGAAGCCGACUAGUCCCCGGAUGGCCGUCCAACCGUACAACUACAAGAAAUCGACGGGUGCCCCGGUUGGAGAGCGCGACGAGGAGAAGCAGCCCGACGAGCAACAGGCCCGAAUGCGCUCCUCCAGUAACAAACUUCUCGUGACAACCGUC
This is a messenger RNA of Mesorhabditis spiculigera, 2010 nucleotides long. Lineage: Eukaryota; Metazoa; Nematoda; Chromadorea; Rhabditida; Rhabditidae. The record is from the annotation of a GenBank genome assembly.